Symbiodinium sp. CCMP2456 is the source of this 1824-nucleotide messenger RNA. The record is from the annotation of a GenBank genome assembly. Lineage: Eukaryota; Dinophyceae; Suessiales; Symbiodiniaceae.
AUGGGUUUCAACAUCUAUGACGAGCUGCCGGUGCCUGUGUCUAAGUACCAUGGCACUGAGAAGCAGGUCUUGGCCGAGAUUUUUCUGCAACAUGCACAGGGUGGUGUCUUGCCAGUGACUCCCUGGUAUGAUGCAAGCAAGUCAAUAGCCCGCGAGUUCCCUGAGCAGCUCGGAUGCCUGGACGAUCCCUCCAUCCUCGGGCGUGUCUUCCAGAUGAUCGACGACAAUCACGACGGGAUCCUGGAUCAGGACGAGUUCGUGAAUGGCAUCCAUGAGCUCCUGCACCCCACCACCCAGGAGGCCAAAACGCUCCGCGCCCGCAUUGCAAAAGCAGUGCUUCCAGCAGUCGAGAACGACUUUGGUCAUGUGAAGUCCGUCGGCAUUAUCGGCGCCGGAGUCGCCGGACUGCAGGUGGCCCGACGGCUCAUGGAGAUUGGAAUCUCUUGCACCAUCUUCGAGAAGUCCGAUAAUGUGGGCGGCUGUUGGCAGAAGAACUAUGCAGACUUCGGCCUUCAGGUUCCCAAAGAGCUUUUCGAGUUUCCUGACUUCCCCUACCCCGACGACUUCAAGUGCGACCUCUUCCCCACGGGACCAGAGGUCCAGGCAUACAUAGAGCUGUAUGCCAAAACCUUUAAGCUGUACGAAAUCGCACAUUUCAAGACUACGGUCGUCGAGCUACAGCCGUCUGGCGGGCAGCGAGGCUGGACGGUGGUCUUCGAGAAGGAAAAGCAGCGCUCCUCCAAAGCCUUUGACUACCUGGUGGUCGCGACUGGGAUGUACAGCUGGCCACCACACAUCCCCCUGGCUCGAGACGCGUCGAAAUUCAAGGGCCAGAUCCUACAUUCCUGCACAUUCACCGAUCGCAAGGUUGCAUCAGGCAAGAAGGUCGUCGUCGUGGGGGGUGGCAAGUCUGCUGUUGACAAUGCAGUUUCCGCCGCCAAGGAAGGCUCCCACACUACCCUUGUGUGCAGGUCGUGGCAUUGGCCGGUGCCGCGUUACUUGCUGAACUUGGUCCCUUUCAAGUACGCGACCUAUAGCCGCUUCGGGCAUUGGUUCUUGCAUCCUCACCACGGAGAAGGCCCCACUUCUACAUGGCUCCAUGGUACCUGUGCUCCGGUGAAGUGGCUGUGGUGGCGCGCUGUCGAAUUCAUGUUCCGCGGCCAGUUCCAGAUUCCCAGCAGCAUGAUUCCCGAGGAAGGCCUGGAGACUGACCUAUUCAGCGGCGGGCAGAUCUUGAACUACGAUUUCCGAGACAUGCUCAACUCCGGGAAAAUCCAGACAGUUUGUGGCGCAAUCGACAAGUUCACCGAAACAGGUGUCGUGCUCGUCGAUGGGAAAGAGCUGGAUGCAGACCUAGUGAUUUACGGGACAGGCUUCGCGAAGAACUAUGAUAUUUUCGACAAGGUCAUCCAGAAAAAGCUCAACAUUCAGAAGGACGGGCUGUACCUCUACCGCAACGUCAUCCCACCUCAGGUGCCGGAUGUGGCCUUUAUUGGUUGCGAGGUGUCCACCUUCAACAAUAUUCUGACGCAUGGCCUCCAAGCGCUCUGGCUUCGGAAGAUGCUCUCCGGUCAGAUGAGGCUGCCUAAGCCAGGUUCCAUGGAGAAAGCUAUCCAGAAGGAGCAAGCAUGGAAGAGAACAUGGAUGCCGCCAGCGAGUUCCCGCGCAAGCUUGUACCAGCUUCACAUGACCAAGUACCACGACAUGCUGGUGCAGGACAUUGGCGCACCGCGAUUUCGUAAGAUGCCGAAUUGCUUCGGAGAGCUCUUCAUGCCCUACACGGCGAGAGAUUUUGCUGGCCUUUUCUCGGAAGCCUCAAAGUAG